AUGAGUCACGCCCCUGGAACCCCGACGCGGCUUCUAGAUUCCAAGUCGGACGCCGCCGCGGGUCUCAUGGCCGGCGCGACGUUCAAAAGCGGGCCUCCCCGCGCGCCCGCACCGCCAGCAGGUUUCGCGAUCCCCAAGAAGUUCCCACUCCUCUCCCCCCGAAAUCGAAAUCCCUCACCAACUCAGAUCUCUCACUACCUCCCCCCCCCCCACCUCCCACAUCUCCACCAACAACAACUGUCCGCCUCGCCUCCACACGCCCCGGGACCCGCUCGCGCCGCAAACCUACCGCAGGUGACUCAGCCUCCCACAGCCCCUCCUUCGGCCCCUCCCACAGGCCCUCUUUCGGCCCUCCCACAGGCCCUCCUCCUCCUCCUCCUCCCUCAGGGCCCCGCCGCAGUCUAA
Molecule: messenger RNA, 405 nt
Organism: Penaeus vannamei (Pacific white shrimp)
Lineage: Eukaryota; Metazoa; Arthropoda; Malacostraca; Decapoda; Penaeidae
Source: RefSeq, a predicted model, not a curated record